CUGCAGGAGCUCGGCAGUUCCGUCCGCUGACCGAGUCUCCUGCUUCCAUGGCGUCCACAAAACGCGUGGUGAAGACGAUUGUGGGCAUGGUGGGGAUCAUGGGACUCGGGUUCGGGCUUUGGGCAGCCGUAACGCCCAACGAGGCGCAGAUGAAGAAAUUGGCGAAGGAACUUCCUCGUUCCAGUCCUCAGCAGCGGGCUGAGCGGAAACAUCUGAACGAGCAGGUGAUGGAAAUUCUCAAAGAGGCAGCCGAAACCAAUGAGAACGUGGCCCGGAGAACGUGGCCCUGGAAAAAGUAGUAGCAGCUGGCCGUGGAUGUGGCCUGCCCCACUUGGACAGUCUGAUCAGCUUGCCUGUGCUCCAGAAUCCAAACGGAGAGAGAGAGAGACAGUUCUUUGCUGAAGAUGCUCAGGGCCUACCCGGUAAUUGCAUGACAGAGCUUGGAGGAUUUUUGAGGUUAGCCGACUGAGGAUAUCAUCUGGUUUUGAACUACAGCGAUCUGCCUCUUUUCUACGAUGUGCGGCACGCUAUUGUGCAAACGAGAGAUGAAAAGACCUUCAUAAAUGGCAACAGCACCUUG
Messenger RNA from Sphaerodactylus townsendi, 580 nucleotides. RefSeq names its product ubiquinol-cytochrome-c reductase complex assembly factor 3. The coding region runs from base 48 to 299 and encodes 83 amino acids. Lineage: Eukaryota; Metazoa; Chordata; Lepidosauria; Squamata; Sphaerodactylidae. The record is from RefSeq and is a predicted model, not a curated record. The transcript is spliced from 2 exons. Gene Ontology annotation, biological process: mitochondrial respiratory chain complex III assembly.